AUGUCAUCCAGCAUAACCCUGUCGACCGAAGCGGAUAAGACACUGACCCAGUUUCGAAACUGUCGAGUACUACGCAAUCACCAGUUAGUACAUGAUGAUGUUUGGGUACGCGGUGGCAAGAUCAUUGACCCUGAAAAGGUGUUUUUUGAUGAAAAAUUGCACGCAGACAUUCAGAUCGACUGUUUGGGGAAUAUUGUUGCACCCGGUUUCAUAGAUCUACAAAUAAACGGUGGAUAUGGAGUGGAUUUUUCGUUUGAUGUAGGAACGGUCGAGGAAGGAGUAUCAAAAGUAGCCAAAGGACUGUUAGCCCACGGUGUAACUUCAUUUUGUCCAACAUUAGUCACUUCCCCUCCGGAGACAUACCAUGCUGUAUUGCCUCGGAUUCCUAGAAGUGCUGGGGGACAUCACGGAGCAACUGUGCUAGGCUGCCACGUUGAAGGACCGUUCAUAAACACGAAUAAAAAAGGAGCUCACCCGCCAGAAUGCAUUAAAGAAUUUGAACAUGGUAUUGCGACGGUGCGUGAUGUUUACGGUUCGAUGGACAACGUGCAGAUAAUAACACUUGCACCGGAGAAGACAGGAGCCUCUCAAGUAAUACAGGAACUAAGCAACAAUGGAAUAACCGUAUCUCUCGGUCAUUCAAUGGCCAACCUGAAUGAUGGCGAGAUUGCGGUACGCCAUGGCGCAAGACUCAUAACGCAUCUUUUUAAUGCGAUGCUACCGUUCCACCAUCGUGAUCCAGGUCUAGUUGGGCUACUAACUACCGAUAACAUCCCGAAGGAUGCACUUGUCUACUUCGGUAUAAUCUCGGACGGUGUUCAUACGCAUCCGGCUGCUCUGCGCAUUGCUUAUAAAACCCAUCCCCAUGGGUUGAUCUUGGUGACGGACGCGAUAUCGGCUAUGGGAUUGGCUGAGGGCCGUCAUCGUAUUGGUCAAAUGGAAAUUGAAAUUCGUGCUGGACGAGCAUACGUUGCCGGUACGGACACACUUUGCGGUAGCAUUGCACCAAUGGAUGAAUGCAUUCGUUUCUUCAAAAAAGCUUCUAGUUGCUCUAUUGAAUAUGCAUUAGAAGCUGCUUCGCUUCAUCCUGCUCGUUGUUUAGGCAUCGAGAAUCAAAAGGGAACUUUGGAGUAUGGAGCAGAUGCCGAUUUUGUGCUACUUGAUGAUGAUCUGAAAGUUAAAUCAACUUGGAUCGCAGGGAAAUGUGUUUAUCAAAGAGAUGUGAUUAUUUCAAAUGGUUUAUAACAACUUGUAG
Molecule: messenger RNA, 1255 nt
Organism: Anopheles nili
Lineage: Eukaryota; Metazoa; Arthropoda; Insecta; Diptera; Culicidae
Product: N-acetylglucosamine-6-phosphate deacetylase
Exons: 5
Coding region: 1-1245 (414 amino acids)
Biological process (GO): N-acetylglucosamine catabolic process
Molecular function (GO): N-acetylglucosamine-6-phosphate deacetylase activity
Source: RefSeq, a predicted model, not a curated record